Molecule: messenger RNA, 906 nt
Organism: Stomoxys calcitrans (stable fly)
Lineage: Eukaryota; Metazoa; Arthropoda; Insecta; Diptera; Muscidae
Product: 23 kDa integral membrane protein-like
Exons: 4
Coding region: 39-722 (227 amino acids)
Cellular component (GO): membrane
Source: RefSeq, a predicted model, not a curated record
UUGGCGAGUUAACACAACCUAUUCUAUAAAUCGGAAAAAUGGAUUGCGGUACAAGACUUAUUAAAUAUCUUUUGUUUAUUUUUAAUAUAUUUUGUGUGAUAUGUGGCCUCCUUCUGAUUAUAAUGGGUUCAAUAUUGUUGAAAGAGCUCGAAAAGUCUUCAAAUAUUUUUAGCAUGCCCGUGGUGAUUAUUCUAGUUGGCUGUAUUACAUUCGUGGUUGCAUUCUUUGGUUGCUGUGGAGUUGUACGUGGAAGUGGUUGGUGUACCUCAAUAUAUGUGUUUGGUAUGAUAACCGUUCUAUUUCUGCAAAUUGGUUUGAUUGCAUGCCUCUUCGUGCAAGAAGAUCAAAUAAUCCGAACUGUCGAAGAGAGUGUAACUCAUAUAUGGGAAAAGAAAAGCCUGGACAAUGGAUAUGCCAUAAACUCUUUUCAAAUAGCAGUACAAUGCUGUGGUCUCAAUAGUUAUCUGGACUAUACGUACAACAACGUAACUGUCCCCAGUUCCUGCUGUGGUUCCAUGACAGGAGAAUGUGACGCAAAUAUUUACAAAUUUAAGCGUGGUUGUCGCAGUAAAAUAAUGGAUAUCUUGCAUUCAAAUAUAAACAAUAUUCGAUAUUCUUGCAUUGGAAUGGCGCUCGUAGAACAUGUGGCCAUAAUCUUAGCAUGCUACUUCAAGAAGGGCAUACGCACUUCGGACAAUACGUACAUAUAUGGCACAAGAUAAAUAUCGAUUGUCCUGAUAACCAUCAUAUCAUUGGUGUUUUAGUAACAUUGUGUUGCAUAUCAAAUGUGUAAACAACGGCAACGUAAUACUCAUGCGUAUAAAGAAUUUAAUUAAUUGUAUUUUUGCUAAAAGACAUUUGUUUGAAAUAUAACAAUGGGACAAAUUUUGUACCGAAGAAAGUAAA